AUGUGCCCAAAUCAACAAACUACCGAGGAGCAGAAGCCUGAACUCUUUGCCACUCCCUCCUUCACUACUCACACAAUGAACCGUUUUGAUCCCAAUGAUGAAAAUCUCGAUGGCAUCUUGGCCAACAACAAGAAGUGGGCUGCUCAAGUCAUGAAGGAGGAUCCUGAGUUCCUCCACAACAUUGCCCAGAAGCAAUCUCCCAAAAUCUUGUGGAUCGGCUGCUCUGAUUCCAGAGUGCCUGCUAAUGUGGUCCUUGCCUUGCCUCCUGGUGAAGUCUUUGUCCAUAGAAACAUUGCCAAUGUUGUAAGUCAUUCUGAUCUCAACUGUCUUUCGGUUUUGCAAUAUGCAGUCGAAGUACUCAAGGUGGAGCACAUCAUUGUCUGUGGUCAUUACAACUGUGGUGGUGUAACUGCCGCCAAAGGCCAUGAACAAUUUGGUUUGAUCGAUAAUUGGUUGAGAAACAUCAAGGAUGUCUACAGACUUCAUCAAACUGAGUUGGAAAGCCACAAGGACGAUACUGCCCGUCUCCGUAGAUUAAUUGAAUUGAACGCCAUCAACUCUGCUGAAAAUGUGUGCCAUUCUACCAUUGUUCAAAAUGCCUGGGCCAACGGUCAAAAGCUGACUGUCCAUGCUUGGGCUUUCGACAUUGAAGAUGGUAUUGCAAAGAGAUUGGAAUGGACUGCUUCUAAUGGUAAAAAGCUUCAAUCCAUUUAUGUAACCAAGAAAGAUUAG
Molecule: messenger RNA, 732 nt
Organism: Mucor velutinosus
Lineage: Eukaryota; Fungi; Mucoromycota; Mucoromycetes; Mucorales; Mucoraceae
Exons: 2
Coding region: 1-732 (243 amino acids)
Biological process (GO): carbon utilization
Molecular function (GO): zinc ion binding; carbonate dehydratase activity
Source: RefSeq, a predicted model, not a curated record